CCUAGCGCAACAAGAUUCUAGGCGUCAACUUUCCUUCUCCAGAAGCGCGCGAUGCCUGUACAAAAAUCGCGCCGAUCGAUGCUGACAGCUGGCUCCUUGCAGUGUGCACUACAGACUCAUUAAAACAAAGCAGGUUGCCGUGGCUGCUGCUGAGCUGCGAGGAAGCUGUGUUCCCCAAUUCCGUGACAUUUGUUCAGUGUUUUCAAAGGGAAAGCCACUUCAAAGUGGACAGCUUUGGCGCACUUCCACAGAGUCCAACUUCCAGUUCAAACUUUGCUUCCUGCUUCUUUUGAAGUGAUUCAUCCGGUCAAUUGCAGUAAUAAGCGCCGCCAUGUCUGCCCCUCAGCGCACCAACGAUCACGCCCCCUACCCGACCGGGGUCUCAAGCGCCGGUUUGCCCAACAGCAAUCCCACCUUUGGUAUUCCGGUCGCCGCCCCUUAUGUUGCGGGAGACUCCACCAGAGUGAGCGGGGCCCCCGCCCCACCUCCUGGGACGGGAGCUCAGUCCGCCACCUGGCAGCAGCCUGCGGCGCCAGCUGGCGAGACAUUCCACAGCAAUGUUGCGGCCGGAGGAGCGCCGCCCGCAGCGGGGGGGCAGAGUGCGUACGUGCAAACGCAGCCGGUGAAAGGGAACUUGUUUGACAAAUUCGUCACCCACAGCAAGAUUGCCCUCAACCAGGCAGAGGACGUAGCGCGAAAAGCAGCAGGACACGUCAGCGCCGGGGGCACAACCGGCAGUUCGCUGUCCACUGUGUGGGGCAAGCUCGAGUCGGGCGCCAAGCAGCUGAUGAAGGGCGGCCAAGAGCCCUUCUGGCGCGACAUCUUCCACCCGGCCCCGAGCGAGACCCUCCUGGGAGUCUAUGCGACCCACUUCUCCACUGAGAGGGGCCCUGUGGCGGGGAACCUGUUCCUCAGCAGCGAAAACGCAGCCUUCUGCUCCGAUAGGGCCCUGGAGUACCAGGCAGCACCGGGCGCCGUUCAGAAGGCAUACUACAAGCUGAUCCUGCCGCUCGACAAGAUUGCGAAUGUGGAGACGCUGCCCAAUCCGCAGCGCCCCAAGGAUCAGUACGUCAAAAUCUCAACCACCGACAAUCACGAGUUCUGGUUCCUGGCGUUCUUCGACCUGACCAGGGCGGUGGAGGCAGUCCAGGUGGCGGUCACAUCGGCACGCAGCCGGCAAUACACGUCGGGGUCGUCGGGCAUGCCUAGCACGGGGACAACCGCGACCGGAGUUCCCGCGAGCAGCGUUCCGCCGACAAGCCACGUGUAACGAUGACAAUUUUGGUAUCUGCUUCCUUCAUCGUCAAACCUGUAUAUUACGCAUGUGCUGAAGAGCUUGUCGGAGGGGUGGCCUUACGAAGUGGUCGUGGAGAGCUGCUUCGAAGCUCAAGGGGCCACUGGCUAGCCCCUGAGGGCAAGUUACAUAGGGCGAAUUACAUAGACACAUGCACUUUCUUAGUACGCCCUACUGGAGCGUAUUCCCAUGCAUAAUCAUUUUGACAAAGGUCAUCGUGUAAUACAACAUCUGGUGUCAGUUGCCAUGGGCAUCCGGCCCUAUGCCAACUUGGGCAGCACGACGUGAUUUUCGAAGUUAAGACGGUCAGGGCCAAUUGUACGAGAAUGUACUGGCUUUACCAGAUUAUUGAAACUGCAAGCUCGGUGUCCUAGCUCUGGCGUCGAGGACUCCAUGCCGUCUACUAUCCAUUGAGACAU
Molecule: messenger RNA, 1713 nt
Organism: Klebsormidium nitens
Lineage: Eukaryota; Viridiplantae; Streptophyta; Klebsormidiophyceae; Klebsormidiales; Klebsormidiaceae
Source: the annotation of a GenBank genome assembly